This is a messenger RNA of Capsicum annuum, 2123 nucleotides long. RefSeq names its product probable E3 ubiquitin-protein ligase ARI8. The record is from RefSeq and is a predicted model, not a curated record. Lineage: Eukaryota; Viridiplantae; Streptophyta; Magnoliopsida; Solanales; Solanaceae. Bases 129 to 1655 code for a protein of 508 amino acids. Gene Ontology annotation, biological process: positive regulation of proteasomal ubiquitin-dependent protein catabolic process; ubiquitin-dependent protein catabolic process; protein polyubiquitination. Gene Ontology annotation, molecular function: zinc ion binding; ubiquitin protein ligase activity; ubiquitin conjugating enzyme binding. Gene Ontology annotation, cellular component: cytoplasm; ubiquitin ligase complex. The transcript has a single exon.
UUAAGUAUCCAUAAGCCGUAUGAUAUCUCUAGGGUUUUAUAAUUAUCAAUACUAUAUGUAUACAUAUAUAUCUCUUUCUUCUUCUUAAUUUCUACUUUUACCAUCAAAUAUUCUUUUUGUUUGCUCCAAUGGAUUCUGAUGAUGAAGUUUAUGACAUGUAUGAUGAUGAAGAGGAGGAAGAAGUUCCCACCAUUGAUGAAGAACCAAGAGUUUUUCACAAACAAAAAUGUUACAAAAUCUUGAAUGAUACUAAUAUUCGUCAACUUGUCAAUGAAGACAUAUCGAAAACUUCAAUGAUUUUGUCAGUAUCAAGAGAUGUAUCGUUAGCCCUACUUCGAUGCCAUGGUUGGGAUAUUGAUAGAGCUAAUGAAGAAUGGUUGGUUAAUGAGCAUGAAGUACGUAAGUCUAUAGGUAUGUUAUGUGAUGAUAAUGCUGAUAAUAAUAACUAUGUCUCAAUCCCGAAGAAGAAGAAAAAGAUGAAUAAUGUACGUGUGAAUUGUGGUAUAUGUUUUGAUGAAUAUUGUAUCGAUGAUGUUGGUUUUGCUAGUUGUGAUAAACAUCCUUUUUGUAAGGUAUGUUGGGACGGUUACAUUAGUAUGUCUGCCAAUGAUGGUGGUCCUAAUAAAUGUCUUAGUUUACGUUGUCCUGAUCCAUCUUGUGAAGCUAUGGUAGGUGAAAGUUUGAUUGUUAAAUUAGCUAAUGAGAAAGAUCGAUUGAAGUAUUAUGACUAUUUGUUUCGAUCAUAUGUUGAGGAGAAUAAGAGCAAGAAGAUUAAAUGGUGUCCUUCACCGGGCUGUGAGUGUGCUGCUGAAUUCGAGUUUGGAAGUGAGAAUUAUGAUGUGAUCUGCGAUUGUUCUAAUGGAUUUUGUUGGAGUUGCUUGGAGGAAAUUCAUCGCCCUAUUGAUUGUGAUAUGAUAGGUAAAUGGAAGGACAUAAAUCAUGAGGAGUUUGCGAAUACUAAUUGGAUUUUAUCUUUUACUAAGAAGUGUCCAAAGUGUGAGAAAUCAAUUGAGAAGAAUAUGGGAUGUAUGCAUAUGACUUGUAGAUGUGGAUAUCAAUUUUGUUGGCUUUGUUUGGCAAAAUGGGGUGCUUGUUUUAGUAGAUGUAAUAGGUAUGAAGAGAAACAAGAAGUUACACAAGCCAAAAAAGAUAUUCAAAGAUAUACACAUUAUUAUGAGAGAUGGUUAUCUAAUGGAAAGUCAAAAGAAAAAGCUUUAUAUGAUAUGAAGAAAAUGAAAGAUGAAGGGUUGAAGAAGUUAAGUGAUGAUAACAAAAUCAAUGAGAAUGAAUUGAGAUUUGUUAUUGAAGCUUGGGAACAAAUUGUUGAAUGUAGGAAGGUAUUGAAAUGGACAUAUGUAUAUGGAUUUUAUUUACCACAAGAUGAGGUAGCGAAAGCGCGAUUUUUUGAGUAUUUACAAGGGGAAGCUGAGGCAGGUCUAGAACGACUUCAUCAUUGCACGGAGAAGGAAUUGAUGGAUCAUCUCGGGUCAAGUACAAACGGAUUUGAUUAUACAGAGAAAGGAUCUUACAAGAAUUUCGUAGAUUUUCGCACGAAAGUUAUUGGUUUAACUAAAGUUACUGGAAAUUACUUUGAUAAGUUGGUUAUGGCACUUGAAAAUGGACUUAAAGAUGUGAAUAUUUCAUCAAGAAGAUAAAUUAAAGCACCAGUGAGUAGUAGCAGCAGCAGCAACAACAACAAUAACAACAACAAUAAUACUCAAUUAGUUGAAGAAGGACUUAUGUGGGCAUGUGAUAGGUGCACUUUUUCGAAUGAAGAUUUUCAUACAUAUUGUCAACUCUGUUUUGAUAGUUAUUGAAGAAAAUUUAAUUUACUGAAUUUUAGAAGUGUUUUUUGUUUUUUUACUUUGGUUAGCAAGUUUAGUGAGAAUGAUUAUGGAUUAUUUGGUAUUGGACUUAUGAUACUUUGGUUUAGAAUUUGUUUUUAUUUUUGCUUAGAUAUAUAUUAUCUGGAUGUUCAUUCUAGUAGUCUUAGUAUUAUUCUUGUUUCUUUUUCUUUGAUUUUUGUUACUAUCGUGUAGUUUGAUUGUAGUAGUAUUUUGUUGGAGUAUUGUUUCACUGUUAUCACCUAUCGGUUUUUUUCUAUACUGUCAGUUGUUUCUUUU